AUUUGGACGUCAUCUUACUCUGGACUAUCAAAAUUCACAAUAAAAUUUAAAGCGUUCUACAUUUAGUAAACACACAGGCGGUCAUUUGGUCGUGUUUCGGCCCUAAAUUGUUUAAUACGUUGAUUUAAAGUUGGAUCGAUGGACGGAAAGCUGAAAGUAUGCAUCAUUGGCGCCGAGGGCUGGGGCUCGGCCAUUGCAGCCGCCGUGAGCAACAAUGUCUUGAAGGGAGACUUCGACAGCCGGGUGCACAUGUAUGUCUACGAUGAGAUGAUUCGGAACAGCGUCCUAUCGGAGAUCAUCAACAGUCGUCAUGAGAAUGUCAAGUAUCUGCCUGGGAUCAAGCUUCCCAAAAACCUGGUCGCUGUUAAUGAUCUCUUGGAAGCUGCCCAGAAUGCAGAUAUCCUGAUAUUUUCCACGCCACAUGAGUUCGUCAAAUCCUACUGCAACAUCCUCUCCGGAAAUCUGAAGGAGUCGGCCUUUGCCGUGUCCAUGACCAAAGGCAUGGUACGCGUCCGUGGUGCGGAGAUUGGUCUCGUGUCGCACACCAUCAGCGAGCGACUUGGCAUUCCGUGCUACUCGAUGAUGUCCGCUCAUAGUGCCAUGGAAAUGGCUCAAGGGAAGUUGUGCGAGGUUACCAUCGGUUGCAACGAUGAUGCUCAUGCCAAGUUGCUGACUGCCGUCCUGCAAACCAACAACUGCCGAGUUAUUUCUGUUAAUGAUGUUGAUGGAGUGGAGCUCUGUGGAACGCUGACGGACGUCAUUGCCCUGGGAGCAGGGUUCGUCGAUGGGCUGCGACUGGGCGAGAACGCUCGGGUGGCCGCCAUCCAUCUGGGCAUUAAGGAGAUGAUGCGGUUUAUCAAGACGUUCUUCCCGUCCGCCAAAAUGUCGACAUUCUACGAGAGCUGCGGUGUGACGAACUCUGUGGCUUCGAGCUAUGUCGAUAAAAACGCCACCUUCGCAAAGAGUUUGAUUACCUCGGGGAAAACUAUCGAGGAAAUAGAAGCCUACCUACACAAAGGUCGCAGGAUACUAGGACCCAAGGUGGCCAGUGAUGUAAAUGUAUUGUUGGAGAGGGAGCUAAUGCAACACGAAUUUCCGCUUUUUACGGCCAUUCAUCUCAUUUGCCAAAAUGAAGCUUCGCCGGACCUUCUGGUGGAAGCACUGCGAAAUCACCCAGAUUUGAGCAAUUCGUCGAUAUCGCAAUUACUUAUCCAUGAGAAGGGUGAGCCAAAUGUGGACCAAGUGCUAGGUCAGGUAGCUGACACCCUUCCCAAACUGAGGACCGCCUUAGAUAAGGUAUUGGCGGAGGCCGGAAAUGAGAAUUUAAAGCACUUAAAGGUGACGGAAGACUGGACGGAAGUUAACGAUUACGACGUCGAAGAAACUGAUCGCCGACAAAUGGCGUCACAGGAUGAGAUCGAACAGCUCCCCAGACAACUGAGUGUGCAAGCUGCCCGGCUUCAUAAUGACAUCCGAGAAGGGAAUGUGCAGGUGGCCUUCAAUAUGGACAUCGAAGAGGGCGAACGGCAUGUGCGGCUCUUGCUGGAGGAGGACAGAGACGAAUUUAGAAACCAAACGGGGUCUUUAAUAUCACCCCGAUUGGUUGCAGGCCAAGAGAGUGAUAAUGGCAGGAUGGGUCAGGGAAACUUCAUAAACUCUUCCUCUGAUCACAUGGCCACCAGAGGUCCAGAUACGCCUGAUGUCCUUGACCUGAGUUCCGAAUCUGAGCCACUGAAUCCGUUAAAUAAAAAUAGCAAGCCAAUGGAUGAUGCGAAACCAAAUCCCUCCAAACUUUUAGAAAUGGCUAAUUUGAAAUCUAAAAUCGACGAACAAGAAGCGGCUAAUUUUAAAGCUCAGGAAAAUCUAAUAAAAUCAAUUAGGCAAACUAUUCAAGCUCUCGGUGAUAAAGAAAAAAUGGAAAAUCUAAUCGCUAGCAGUCAACUAAAGGAGGAAGCUUUCCAAAUGAAAAGCCAAGGAGAGGAGGAAGCUUCUCAAUUGAAAGGCACAAUGGAUGAGGAAACCUCUGAAGCAAAAACAGAAAAGGUGACGGAAACUUCCCAACUAAAAAGCCAAACAGAGGAGGAAUCUUCUCAAAUAUUCGAGGAAACUGUUCACAUAAAUAAUGAAAUGGAGGAGGAACCUUCUCAACUGAAUAGCCAAAUGGAAGAGGAAGCCCUUGAACCUAAAAAGGAAAUGGAAUCGUCAAAACUGAAAAGCCAAAUGGAUGAGGAAUCUUCAGAACUGAAAAUCCAGAUGGAUGAGGAAUCUUCAGAACUGAAAAGCCAAAUGGAUGAGGAAACUUCAGAACUAAAAAGCCAAAUGGAGGAAGAAACAUCUCAACUUAAAAGUCCAUUGGAUGAAUCCGAAUUUAUAGGUAAAAACGCUGAUGAAGAGUCACUUCUAGAAGAAACAACAGGUAAACAUCAGUACAAAUUGAGAUCAAAUACUGAAAACCUUAAAGCUCUUAUGUUCAAUGAAUCCGAAGAGCAUUUGGAGGCCGAAAAGCAUGUUGAUAUGAAGCUGCAGGACGAACACGAUUUUGAUUUGGACGAGGAGCCAGCCAUAGAAAAGAAAAACCGUACUUACACUAAAGAGAACAUGGAGCUGGAGGAGCUGCUCGAGUGGCAAAAGCUAAUGCGACGAGAAAAAGAUAAUUUAUACUCCUCAGCAGAACUGGAAGACCCCGCAGCUUGGGAAGAAAACUCCAGGCUCCCGAUCGAGCAUGAAGACAGAUUGCAGGAUAUGAGUAGCAACCAGAAUGCAGAACUCAUUCAAGUACGAGCUGAGAAACAGGUCAGCGGAGCUGAGGACCAGAGUCUGUUGAACAAGGUGGACGAUGCAAAGUUUCGCUACUAUAGCGAAAACAAAGCUGGUGAGUCUGGUACCCAUGAGUGGGAUUGGUUAAAAAACAAUGAGGGGAUCGAAUCCGAAGAGCGCAUGACCGAAUUUUCCACCAACGAAAUAAAUGAAACUCUCAGCAAAUCCGACCAGGAUAAGCUGCAAAAUCUUACACAUCAACUUAAUGAAGCCUUGCAGCAUGAUUUGGACAUAAUGUCGGCUAGCCGGGGUGAUGAGUCCAAAGAAACCCUGUCCGGUGAGGACUUCGAUCCCGAAGCUGCUAAGAAAAUCACUGAGCAGCCUGGAAAUCCCACUCCCUCCCAAAUUCCCGCAGUGCCAUUGCCGAUGCCUUUGCCCAACAAACAGUCCCACAUCCGCGAGGGCACUCCACAGUUCCAGAAUCAGCCCCGAUCUAUUCCUCCACCGUCGCCUCAAACCAAACCGCCCUCGCCCAAGGAGCAGCAGCCUCAUCCCAUCAAAUUUGAGCACAUGGAUGAAGUCUCUCAGCCUGAGAUGUCAGUUGCUGACCAGGAGGUCCCUGAGAUGUCAGUUAAGGACCAGAAGGUCCCGGAGUCUAAGAAGGUAUCCAAAAUAGAGCCCGUAAUUGAGCCGGUGGUAAAGGAUGCUUCUACACCGCCACCAAAACUCAAAGGGGAAACUUCACCUACAAACAGCCGGCCACAGAAAAUAAGUCACAAAAGUGACUCUGGUAAACCACCUGGAGAAGGCACUCCUGCAGAACAACGUAAGACUACGGGAACAACUGAAAAGCAACGGAAAAAUAUAGAAAACCAGAAGGCCCAGCUGGAAAGAAUGGGCAAAAAGAUCAGCGUUAUGCGAAAGGGUCAGGACCGUCGGGUCAGCUACAGGGGCGAAAACCCCUUCAGGGGGCAGCCAGAUCUAGACUCGAGGCCGCCGAUGGACACCAGCCACGAAAAUGAAAGAGCGGGGGAGUCCCAAGGACUGGGCCACCAGCGUCGCAAGGUGGUGGUGACGGCGCCCUUUCAUCCCCCUAUCAAUCCACGAAUGCGCGUGCCACGGCCACCCUUCGAUGGACGGGAUCAUGAGUUCCACACGAUGAGCGUCAGACCGAUGGGGGAACACUUUGUUUCGACGGUGAAGUGGUACCCCAUGCCCGCAAGUCAGAGGCAGAAUCGCACCUCCUUGGUGGCCACCAUUCAGGCGAAACAGUUUGGCGCACUACCCAGCCAGGGACAGCCCAUCCCGCGACCCUGGUUGAAGAUUCCCUCGGGAAUGCCACGCACACCCACGUUUACAAAGAUCAUUUGCGCCCUCCAGUUGGGACUGCUGGCCACCUACCUGGCCCAGCGAAGGAGGGACUAGUCGCUGGUUAAGCAGCUAAGGAUGCAAAGAUUUGACGAACCCUAGCUCGGCGUCUCGAUUCCCCUGAUGCAGGCACAAGCAGCUCUAAUGAAUAUAGAAUACUUUAAUUUUUAUACAAAUAAAGGGUGUUACGUCUCAUCUUA
Molecule: messenger RNA, 4325 nt
Organism: Drosophila biarmipes
Lineage: Eukaryota; Metazoa; Arthropoda; Insecta; Diptera; Drosophilidae
Gene: Gpdh3
Product: E3 ubiquitin-protein ligase lubel
Exons: 6
Coding region: 139-4182 (1347 amino acids)
Biological process (GO): glycerol-3-phosphate catabolic process; carbohydrate metabolic process
Cellular component (GO): cytosol; glycerol-3-phosphate dehydrogenase (FAD) complex
Molecular function (GO): NAD binding; glycerol-3-phosphate dehydrogenase [NAD(P)+] activity; protein homodimerization activity
Source: RefSeq, a predicted model, not a curated record